Molecule: messenger RNA, 1776 nt
Organism: Sporisorium graminicola
Lineage: Eukaryota; Fungi; Basidiomycota; Ustilaginomycetes; Ustilaginales; Ustilaginaceae
Exons: 3
Coding region: 1-1776 (591 amino acids)
Biological process (GO): allantoin catabolic process
Molecular function (GO): ureidoglycolate lyase activity; allantoicase activity; ureidoglycolate hydrolase activity
Source: RefSeq, a predicted model, not a curated record
AUGACCGCCAUCGCCCUUGACCAGUUCGACGCCGUGCUCGGUUCCACCUCGACCGAGAUCUCCUCGGUCGCCUUGGGUGGACGCGUCCUCAGCACCUCGGACGAAUGGUUCGCUCCCGCCUCGUCGUUACUCAAAGUUGGCCCCGCUCCCUCGCUCAAAGGGCAGUUCGGUCCCAAGGGCGCCCUGUUCGACGGCUGGGAGACUCGUCGUCACAACCCCACUUACGACUGGGUCAUCCUCCGUCUCGGCCCCAACGCCGGAGGUCGUCUCAUCGGCUUCGACGUCGACACUGCCAACUUCAACGGCAACGAAGCACCCGAGAUCUCGAUCCAUGCGCUCGCUCUGACGCCCGAGGAAGAAUCCAAGAUCGGCAACACGCUCGCAGAGAACGACCAGAGGUGGGAAUGCGUCGUUCCCGUCACGCCGUGUGGUCCGUCGCAGAGGCACCUGUUCAAGGUGGCAGAGCGCCACGGAGACAAAAUUUACACGCACAUCAAGCUGCAUAUGAUUCCCGACGGUGGUAUUGCCAGGUUCAGAGUGUACGGUGUCAUCCCACCGCCGCCUGUUGGACAGGGUGAGGGCGAACAGGUCAGCGCUGAGAACCCGGCGUUCAACGUUCUGGACCUCGCUCACUGCCUCAACGGCGGCCGCGUCGUCUUCACGGACGACAACCACUUUGGCGCCGGAAGCAACAUCAUCCUGCCCGGUCGUGGUAAGGACAUGGGUGACGGUUGGGAGACCCGUCGUUCCCGAGCAAAGGGACACUUCAACUGGUCGAUCGUCAAGCUCGGCGAACCAGGCUUCCUCUCGUAUGCCGAGGUCGACACGGCGCAUUUCCUGGGCAACUUCCCCGAAUCCACCGAGAUCCUUGGAACCGUCCACGACUCGCCCACCGUGCCCUCUGCCGAUGCGCAGUGGGUCACCUUGCUUCCACGCACCAAGCUCGGCCCUGGACGCCGCCACUUCUUCCCGCUCGUCGAUGGCGCCUCGGCGCCCUUCACGCACGUCAUGGUCAAGAUGCACCCUGAUGGCGGCAUCAAGCGCUUCCGUGUGCACGGUCGUCGUGCAAACCCGGUGCUGGCUGCCAAGGUCUCGCCGGCUUCGCUUCCCGCCGUCGCGGUGCCACAGGACAUCCAGGACCCGCUGCCCUCGGCCACGUCCGACCCGUUCGCACCUGUAAGUGCCGCCACCUCUCUUGCUCCUCCUUCCGCACCGACGACGUCGAUGGGCAUCGUCGUCCAUGGCAAGUUCCUUCCCGCUGUUCCGUUGACGACACAAGCCUUCGCGGGCUACGGUGCGGUAAUCGACGGGCCUUCGUCGCUGAACCCGGACGACGACAAGGCGUUCAAGAUCGUCAACCAGGGCACAGCGAAGAAGUACCUCAACCUCGCCGAGAUCCUCAACAAUUACCCCAAGGAAGCGGGGGCGAGGACCAACAUCCACGUUUACCGCUGCGACCCCGCGGCGGCACUGCCGUUCGAGGUCAAGCUGCUGGAACGACACCGCUUCACCACGCAGGCGUUCAUCCCCAUGGUACCCAUCGGCGGUCAACAGCAGGGGUUCCUCGUCGUCGUCGCUCAGAACGGUCAAGAUGACCGCCCAGACCUGAACACGCUCGGCGUGUUCUUGGCGACCACCGAGCAGGCGAUCCAGUACCACCCGGGCAUCUGGCAUCACCCCAUGAUCGCGCUCGGCACGCAAGCGACCGACUUUGCGUGCAUCGUCAACGAGUCCAGCUCGCAGCCUCAGCUGGACUGCGAUGAGGUCGAAGUGUGA